This is a messenger RNA of Heterocephalus glaber (naked mole-rat), 3217 nucleotides long. RefSeq names its product thrombospondin 3 (gene Thbs3). Lineage: Eukaryota; Metazoa; Chordata; Mammalia; Rodentia; Bathyergidae. Gene Ontology annotation, molecular function: heparin binding; calcium ion binding. The record is from RefSeq and is a predicted model, not a curated record. Gene Ontology annotation, biological process: cell adhesion. Gene Ontology annotation, cellular component: extracellular region.
AUCUGCCAGUCAGGACCUGCAGGGUAAGCCCGUGUCCAUCCUCUUAGACCCCGUCUCAACCUCCUCCCUAUUACCCCAGCCCUGGUAUUGGGGAACAUGUAGGCCAGGAGAGAGGAAGAGUCCCGACAUUGAGCCAGAGGGAUGAAUUACACUGCCUGGAGUUGGUGGAAUUACGGCAUGUCAUUGACCUGCUGACUGUGAGUGAGUCCCGGCAGAUGGGAGCCGUGGCAGAGAAGAUCCGGACAGCCCUACUCACUGCUGGGGACGUCUACCUCCUGUCCACCUUUCGCCUGCCUCCCAAGCAGGGUGGUGUCCUCUUCGGACUGUACUCUCGCCAUGACAACACUCGCUGGCUGGAGGCCUCCGUUGUGGGCAAGAUUAACAAAGUACUGGUGCGGUACCAGCGGGAGGAUGGCAAAGUCCACGCAGUGAAUCUACAGCAAGCAGGCCUGGCUGACGGACGCACACACACCGCUCUCCUGCGGCUCCGAGGUCCGUCCCGGCCCAGCCCCAGCCUACAGCUCUAUGUGGACUGCAAACUGGGUGACCAGCAUGCCAGCCUGCCAGCCCUGGCCCCCAUCCCACCAGCAGAGGUCAGUGGGCUGGAGAUCCGGACUGGUCAGAAGGCUUAUUUGAGGAUGCAGGGCUUUGUGGAAUCGAUGAAAAUUAUUCUGGGCGGGUCCAUGGCCCGGGUAGGAGCCCUGAGUGAGUGUCCAUUCCAUGGAGACGAGUCCAUCCACAGUGCAGUGACCAGUGUGCUGCAGUCCAUCCUAGGGGAGCAGACCAAGGCACUGGUCACCCAACUCACCCUCUUCAACCAGAUCCUGGUGGAGCUGCGGGAUGAUAUCCGAGAGCAGGUGAAGGAGAUGUCCCUGAUCCGAAACACCAUCAUGGAGUGUCAGGUGUGCGGCUUCCACGAGCAGCGUUCGCACUGCAGCCCCAACCCCUGCUUCCCCAGUGUGGACUGCAUGGAAGUAUAUGAGUACCCGGGCUACCGCUGUGGGCCCUGCCCCCCAGGCCUGCAGGGCAACGGCACCCACUGCACCGACAUCAAUGAGUGCGCUCAUGCUGAGCCCUGCUUCCCUGGCUCCAGCUGUAUCAACACCGUGCCCGGUUUCCACUGUGAGACCUGUCCUCCAGGGUACAAGGGCACCCGGGUGUCUGGUGUGGGCAUCGACUACGCCCGGGCCAGCAGACAGGUCUGCAAUGACAUCGACGAAUGCAACGAUGGUAACAAUGGUGGCUGUGACCCCAACUCCAUCUGCACCAACACUGUGGGGUCUUUCAAAUGUGGUCCCUGCCGCCUGGGUUUCCUGGGCAACCAGAGCCAGGGCUGCCUCCCUGCAAGGACCUGCCACAGCCCAGCCCAUAGCCCCUGCCAUGUUCAUGCUCACUGUCUCUUCGAACGCAACGGCGCAGUGUCCUGCCAGUGUAAUGUGGGCUGGGCAGGGAACGGGAACGUGUGUGGGCCCGACACGGACAUCGAUGGCUACCCAGACCAGGCACUGCCCUGCAUGGACAACAAUAAGCACUGCAAGCAGGACAACUGCCUUUUGACACCCAACUCUGGGCAGGAAGACGCUGAUACCGAUGGUGUUGGGGACCAGUGUGACGAUGACGCUGACGGGGACGGGGUCAAGAAUGUGGAGGACAACUGCCGGCUGCUUCCCAACAAGGACCAGCAGAACUCGGAUACAGACUCAUUUGGCGAUGCCUGUGACAACUGCCCCAACGUUCCCAACAAUGACCAGAAGGACACUGACGGCAACGGGGAAGGCGAUGCCUGCGAUGACGACGUGGACGGAGAUGGUAUCCCCAAUGGAUUGGACAAUUGCCCUAAAGUACCCAACCCACUGCAGACAGACAGGGAUGAGGACGGAGUGGGAGACGCUUGCGACAGUUGCCCCGAGAUGAGCAAUCCUACCCAGACAGAUGCAGACAGUGACCUGGUGGGGGACGUCUGUGACACCAAUGAAGACAGUGACGGGGAUGGGCACCAAGACACCAAGGACAACUGCCCACAGCUGCCCAACAGCUCCCAGCUGGACUCAGACAAUGACGGGCUGGGUGACCAGUGUGAUGCUGAUGAUGACAACGAUGGUGUCCCGGAUUACGUGCCUCCUGGCCCUGACAACUGCCGGCUGGUGCCCAACCCCAACCAGAAGGACUCAGAUGGCAAUGGCAUCGGGGAUGCGUGUGAGGACGACUUUGACAAUGACGCAGUGCUCGACCCCCUGGACGUGUGUCCCGAGAGUGCAGAGGUCACCCUCACGGACUUCCGGGCCUAUCAGACUGUUGUCCUGGAUCCUGAGGGUGAUGCCCAGAUUGACCCAAACUGGGUUGUGCUCAAUCAGGGCAUGGAAAUCGUUCAGACCAUGAACAGCGACCCUGGGCUGGCAGUUGGGUACACAGCUUUCAAUGGCGUGGAUUUCGAAGGCACCUUCCAUGUGAACACAGUGACGGACGACGACUAUGCAGGCUUUCUCUUCAGUUACCAGGACAGCGGCCGCUUCUAUGUGGUCAUGUGGAAGCAGACUGAGCAGACCUACUGGCAGGCCACACCUUUCCGGGCUGUUGCCCAGCCCGGGCUGCAGCUCAAGGCAGUGACGUCAGUGUCCGGCCCAGGGGAGCACCUCCGGAAUGCCCUGUGGCAUACUGGCCACACCCCUGAUCAGGUACGACUGCUGUGGACUGAUCCCCGGAAUGUGGGCUGGCGAGACAAGACUUCCUAUCGCUGGCAGCUGCUGCACCGGCCUCAAGUGGGCUACAUUCGGGUGAAGCUCUAUGAGGGUCCCCAGCUAGUAGCGGAUUCUGGGGUGAUUAUUGACACAUCCAUGCGAGGCGGGCGUCUCGGUGUAUUCUGCUUCUCCCAAGAGAACAUCAUUUGGUCCAAUCUCCAGUACCGCUGCAAUGACACAGUGCCUGAGGACUUUGAGCCCUUCCGGAGGCAGCUGCUCCAGGGAAGGGUGUGAGGUGGUGGCCGCACGGAUUCAGAAUCCUGACUUUAGACCCUUUGGCCCUGGGGUCCAUCCUGGAGAUCCUGGGGUCCAUACCACAGCCCCUCAGCAAACACCCUCCUCUGGGUGGGUCAGGAGUUAAGCCCCAGAGGGUUAGUGGCCCACUGUUCAGGGCUUCGGAAAUUUUCAGGGGGUCCUACUCAGGUACUAACCCCAGGAAAGAUAACAGCACAUUGCCAUAAAGUUUCAGUUGUUUUCUA